This is a messenger RNA of Erigeron canadensis, 1663 nucleotides long. RefSeq names its product ethylene-responsive transcription factor ERF118-like. The transcript is spliced from 3 exons. Gene Ontology annotation, biological process: regulation of DNA-templated transcription. The record is from RefSeq and is a predicted model, not a curated record. Gene Ontology annotation, molecular function: DNA binding; DNA-binding transcription factor activity. Bases 433 to 1428 code for a protein of 331 amino acids. Lineage: Eukaryota; Viridiplantae; Streptophyta; Magnoliopsida; Asterales; Asteraceae.
GAAGAAUUCCAAAGAGAAAAAAUAGUGAAAAUCACCCAAAGGUUGAAAAGGGGUAUUAGAGAGAGUGGUUUUAGGCCAGAAAAAAGGCAAAGAAGAACAGUUUAUAUGUCUGCAAGUUUUUUGGCUGUGAUUGGGGCUCCAUUGAAGCUCUGGAUUUCAUUUUCUUUAAUUUGGCUGUCUCUCUGCUGUUUAUCUCAGCAGAGUUUUUUCAAUUGUUUUACAACGGUUUCGAUGCGUUUGAGACCGAUAAGGACUUGUUCUGGAGUGGUCUGUUUUGGGUGUUUUCAUAUACACAAGUUUUUCAGUCUUUUUAGGAGAAGUUUUAUUCAUAAAAUCACUAGCAAUUUUUGAUAGGAGUUUUGUUAGGAAAUUACCAAUUUUUUUACCAAAUCUUUUUUCUUUAUUGGGAUAUUUUUGGUGGGUUGAAAAUAGAUGGCAUAUUAUCAGGAAAAUCAAGUUUCACUUUGUAACAAGAAACCCAAAAGAAAAGGAAAGCUACUUGAACCGAAAACAGAACCAAAAACCGAACCUUUACCAAACAGUAGUGUCAUGAGAACUGUUCGGAUCAUUGUUCAUGAUCCGGACAUGACUGAUUCGUCUGGUGAUGAUGAGCCCGUUAAAAAGUCUAAAACAAUUGUUCGUAAAAUGGUGGUUCCUAUGAUUAGGAGUCCGUCGACUGACUCGUUUCAAGAUAGUAACGGUGAUAAAAGUUCAGGAAAAAGAAAAAAGGUUUUGACUAGAUCAUUGAGUCAACCUCAGAUGACUUCUGAUGGGUUGAAAUAUAGAGGUGUUAGGCAGCGAAAAUGGGGUAAAUGGGCUGCUGAGAUUCGUGACCCGUUUAAAGGCAGACGGGUUUGGCUUGGUACGUUUAGUACAGCAGAGGAGGCAUCUCAAGCUUAUGAAAACAAAAAACUUGAGUUUGAAAAAAUGGCAGAAACUUUAAAGAUUCCGCUUAACAGAAAAAACAAGUCUUCGCCUGUUAUCAUAUCCAAUGAACAAAAACAGGCGGUUUCUGAAGAUUCAGUGGGUGUAAUCCCACAUUCGUCGCCAUCUUCUGUUCUUGAAAUGGAAUCAUCGUCCGUUUCCAAUGUCAUUAUCAACAAUGGGCAAAAGAUAGAAACUUGCUCGACUUCAAAUGUAUGCAAUGAAGAUGAUUUGUUGCCAGGGCUGGACUUUGUUGAACCUGUUGAUGACACUCGGACCUUAGCUGAAAUCUGGAAAAACUCGGACUUUGGGUUAGAAUUAGGUGUACCAUUCGACAAUCUAUGUACACCUCACGAAGACUUUGGGGAUUUUAAUGAUAUUCUAGAUUUUGAAUUCGACGAUAAAGAUGCUAUGGAAUUGCCCAACUGGGAUAUCGGCGAGCUAAACAACGAAGAAGAUCCUUGGUUGAACGAAAUGUGGUUAGACGAGCCAUUAGUGGGUUAGAAACAGUAGCUGGUGAUGGCCCGUGAGUUUUGCAGCUAGUAAUUAUUUAGUAAUUAGUAAAUCAUAAUCUGGUAGAAUCAGUUUUAUGCUGAUAAUCUUUGGAGAGCUUUUAGAACAUAAUAAUGUUCUAUAAGGAAAAUGGUUGCUUCAUUUGUUUGUUGAUUGAAGAGAUUUGCAAUGAGUUUGAUUCGGUUUAAACGUUUAUUGAGAAAAAAUAAAGGAUAUUUUGGUUUCU